Anoplophora glabripennis (Asian longhorned beetle) is the source of this 407-nucleotide messenger RNA. Its product is annotated as clathrin heavy chain-like. The record is from RefSeq and is a predicted model, not a curated record. Gene Ontology annotation, biological process: intracellular protein transport; receptor-mediated endocytosis. Gene Ontology annotation, molecular function: structural molecule activity; clathrin light chain binding. The transcript has 2 exons. Lineage: Eukaryota; Metazoa; Arthropoda; Insecta; Coleoptera; Cerambycidae. Gene Ontology annotation, cellular component: clathrin coat of coated pit; clathrin-coated endocytic vesicle; cell cortex. The annotation marks the transcript as partial.
CUCACCAAUGUGGGCAUCAACGUGGCGAACAUCUCGUUCGCCACCCUCACCAUGGAGAGCGACAAGUUCAUCUGCGUCAGGGAGAAGGUGGGCGAGUCCUCCCAAGUCGUCAUCAUCGACAUGGCGGACCCGAACAACCCCAUCCGCCGGCCCAUCACGGCGGAGAGCGCCAUCAUGAACCCCGCUUCCAAAGUCAUCGCCCUCAAAGGCAAGGCGGGGGUCGAGGCGCAGAAGACCCUGCAGAUCUUCAACAUCGAGAUGAAGUCCAAGAUGAAGGCGCACACCAUGACGGAGGACGUCAUAUUUUGGAAGUGGAUCAGCCCCAAUACUCUGGCGUUGGUGACGGAGACCUCCGUCUAUCACUGGUCCAUGGAGGGGGACUCCACGCCGCAGAAGAUGUUCGAUCG